GCUGCUUGAAACACCGCGGACUCAUCUUGGAUCCUCGACGCGACGAUGAAGUUGACGAUGAAGGCGAAGCACAAGCCCGCUGCGGCCAAGGUAACGCUGGCCGCGCCGGCCAAGAAGGAAGCGGCGCCGGCCAGCGACGCCUCAGCCGACGAAGGCGAGAGCGGCUCGGAGGACGAAGGGGAGACCGGCUCGGCCGACGACGAGGUCGACGCCGACCACGAGAGCGAGGACGAGGCCGACGACAUGGAAGAAAACGACAUGGAUGAAGAUGAAGGCGCGGUGGGCUUUGCUGACGCCAUGAGCAAGGUCCUUGGACAGAACGUUGACACGGAGAAGGCGCCGAUUCUGGCCAAGCGCAUCACGGCGCAGAUGCGUGAGAUCUCCAAGGACAAGAAAGAAACCACCGAGUCCAAGAUCAGCGCCAAGGCCAAGCGACUCCGCGAUGAGAAGGACAUGGUCAUCCCUAGUGUCGCCACGAUGGCCCAGGACAAGGCCCUCCGGACGAUCGCGACCAAGGGCGUUGUUGCGCUCUUCAACGCGAUCGCCAAGCACCAACACGCGUCGGCGGGCACGACCGACACCAAGUCCAAGGAGAUCAAGUCGAUGGACAAGGAUGCGUUCCUUGGCUUGCUCAAGCAAUCGUCGAAGAAGCAAGCGACGGAAGAGCCCAAGCCCGAGGCGUCGACGUGGUCGGUUGUCCAGGACGACUUUAUGAUGGGUGCCAAGAUGAAGGACUGGGACAAGGACGACGACGAGGCCGCCGAUGCCGACGACUGGAACGUCGAGCUCGACUCGGACGAGGAUGCAUCCGCCAAGAAGACGAAGAAGAAGGCGCCGGCGGCCAAGGGCGGCAAGAAGCCAUCAUCGACCACCAAGAAGCCGGCUGCAAAGAAGCAGAAGACCAAAUAGAACUUAUUUCGAAUUACAUAAUUUUGCAAUACAACACAAACCAAA
Molecule: messenger RNA, 954 nt
Organism: Saprolegnia parasitica CBS 223.65
Lineage: Eukaryota; Oomycota; Saprolegniomycetes; Saprolegniales; Saprolegniaceae
Exons: 1
Coding region: 46-909 (287 amino acids)
Biological process (GO): maturation of LSU-rRNA; maturation of 5.8S rRNA
Cellular component (GO): preribosome, large subunit precursor
Source: RefSeq, a predicted model, not a curated record